AUGAUCAUCUACCGGGACAUCAUCAGCCAUGAUGAGCUGUUCUCCGACAUCUACAAAAUCCGGGAGAUCACAGGCGGACUGUGCCUGGAGGUGGAGAGGAAGAUGGUCAGUAGGACGGAGGGUAACAUUGAUGACUCGCUCAUUGGUGGAAACGCCUCUGCUGAAGGCACCGAUUGUGAAGGAACCGAAACCACAGUAAUCACUGGUGUUGAUAUCGUCAUGAACCAUCACUUGCAGGAAACCAGCUUCACAAAAGAAGCUUACAAGAAGUACAUCAAGGAUUACAUGAAAUCACUCAAAGUUAUUCCUAAGUUUACCUAUUUGCAUGAAUCACAUUUUGCCCUUUCUUUGCUAUCCCAGUAUGAUGAGGAAAUGGUAAAGAGUUGA
Elephantulus edwardii (Cape elephant shrew) is the source of this 387-nucleotide messenger RNA. RefSeq names its product translationally-controlled tumor protein-like. The coding region runs from base 1 to 387 and encodes 128 amino acids. Gene Ontology annotation, cellular component: cytoplasm. The transcript has 2 exons. Gene Ontology annotation, molecular function: calcium ion binding. The record is from RefSeq and is a predicted model, not a curated record. Lineage: Eukaryota; Metazoa; Chordata; Mammalia; Macroscelidea; Macroscelididae.